Pelobates fuscus (common spadefoot toad) is the source of this 823-nucleotide messenger RNA. Its product is annotated as mast cell protease 1A-like. NCBI's taxonomy places the organism in Eukaryota, Metazoa, Chordata, Amphibia, Anura, Pelobatidae. Gene Ontology annotation, molecular function: serine-type endopeptidase activity. Gene Ontology annotation, biological process: proteolysis. The record is from RefSeq and is a predicted model, not a curated record. The coding region runs from base 26 to 778 and encodes 250 amino acids. The transcript is spliced from 5 exons.
AACUCCAGAGGACAAACAUUUAACCAUGAAAUAUCUACUGCUACUAACUGCUUUGUGUAGUCUCCCUCUAUCAGGGGCCUAUUACAUCGUUGGUGGUCAUGAGGCAAAGCCACACUCCAGACCCUACAUGGCAUCACUGCAGAACAAAAAUGUCCAUUUCUGUGGGGGAUUUCUCAUCAACAGGAACUGGGUGCUCACUGCAGCACACUGCUUGAAGCCUUUGACAUCCAUGCGUGUGAUUCUGGGGGCCCAUAAACUUUCUGUUCUGGACAAAUAUGUGCAGGUGUUCAGUGUCUCGAAGGCUGUUCCACACCCUCAGUACAUCAACAGAACCUAUAAUAAUGAUAUCUUACUACUGAAGCUGAAUCGCUCUGCUGUUAUGACUAGUGCGGUGUCACCCAUCAAACUUCCAUGCACACACUUGAAGGUGAAACCCUUGAGCAACUGCUCCGUCGCUGGCUGGGGGUAUGUGUCUGAUAGACGUGUCAGUCCAGGUGUACUGAUGGAGGUAAAUGUCACCGUCAUCUCAUUGACCACUUGCAAGAAGGCAUAUUCUAAAAUCGUACCGAUUGUACCGAGUAUGCUGUGCACUGCUACGCCUGGCAAAAUUAAAGGUUUCUGUGGAGGCGAUUCUGGAGGACCUCUUGUGUGCAGAAAACAAGCCGAAGGAGUGGUGUCUUUUUCUGGAAGAAAAUGUGGAGAUCCUACUUUCCCGGAUGUGUACACUCGUGUGUCUUCUUUUGUGCCAUGGAUUUUAAGAGUUAUUAAAAAGAACUGAAUGCUGUGGCAUGUAAAUUGCUAAUUAAAUCCUUGUGGUAUUUUU